CAGCCCUGCGCCCCCGCCCGCGCGGCCUCCGCCCCCCGCCCGGGGCUGCGACGCCCCCGAGUGGGGCGAGAGGCCCAGCGACCUCCGCCAGGACACGGCCCUAAGAUGUCCCCGCCGGGCAGGGCCAGGAUCCGCGCGUCCGUGGGACCCGUUCGUCCUUCUUCGGGCUAUAAAAAGGCAGAUGAUGAGAUGUCCCGGGCCACGUCUGCUGGAGACCAGCCGGAGACAGCAGCCCGCACCAUUUACCUCAACCAAUCGCAUCUCAACAAAUUCCGUGACAACCAGAUCAGUACAGCCAAGUACAGCGUGUUGACAUUUCUACCUCGAUUCUUAUAUGAGCAGAUUAGAAGAGCUGCUAAUGCCUUCUUCCUCUUCAUUGCCUUAUUACAGCAAAUCCCAGAUGUAUCUCCAACAGGAAGAUAUACCACCCUGGUGCCAUUGAUCAUUAUUUUAACAAUUGCAGGCAUCAAAGAGAUUGUAGAAGAUUUUAAGCGACAUAAGGCAGACAAUGCAGUAAACAAAAAGAAAACCAUAGUGUUAAGAAAUGGUAUGUGGCAGACAAUUAUGUGGAAAGAGGUGACAGUGGGAGACAUUGUGAAGGUCGUCAAUGGGCAGUAUCUUCCAGCAGACACGAUCCUGCUAUCCUCCAGUGAACCUCAGGCAAUGUGUUACGUUGAAACAGCUAAUCUAGAUGGGGAGACGAACCUUAAAAUACGUCAGGGUUUGAAUUGCACUGCUGAUAUGCAAACAAGGGAAAUAUUGAUGAAGUUAUCGGGAAAUGUAGAAUGUGAAGGGCCCAACCGGCAUCUCUAUGACUUUACUGGAAACUUGAAUUUAGAUGGAAAAAGCUCUGUUUCCCUUGGGCCUGACCAGAUCUUAUUAAGAGGUACACAGCUUCGAAACACUCAGUGGGUCUUUGGCAUAGUUGUUUACACUGGACAUGACACCAAACUCAUGCAGAAUUCCACCAAAGCUCCUCUCAAGAGAUCGAAUGUUGAGAAAGUGACCAAUGUGCAGAUUCUGGUGUUGUUUGGCAUCCUGUUGGUCAUGGCCUUGGUGAGCUCAGCAGGGGCCCUGUACUGGAAUGGGUCUCAAGGUGGAAGAAACUGGUACAUCAAGAAGUUGGAGACAAGCUCAGAUAAUUUUGGAUAUAACUUGUUGACAUUCAUCAUCUUGUACAACAACCUUAUCCCUAUCAGUUUGCUGGUGACUCUUGAGGUUGUGAAAUAUACUCAAGCCCUUUUUAUAAACUGGGACACAGAUAUGUAUUAUAUCGAAAAUGACACUCCUGCUAUGGCCAGGACGUCAAACCUUAAUGAAGAGCUUGGUCAGGUUAAAUACCUGUUUUCUGACAAAACUGGAACUCUUACAUGCAAUAUUAUGAACUUCAAGAAGUGCAGCAUUGCUGGAGUAACCUAUGGUCAUUUUCCAGAACUGACACGAGAGCAAUCCUCAGAUGAUUUCUGCCGGAUGUCUUGUCAACCUAGUGAGUCGUGCGACUUUGAUGAUCCCAGGCUCUUAAAGAACAUGGAGGACCACCAUCCCACAGCUCAUUGCAUACAGGAGUUCCUCACCCUUCUGGCUGUGUGCCACACUGUUGUUCCCGAAAAGGAUGGAGACAAUAUCAUCUAUCAGGCCUCCUCCCCAGAUGAAGCUGCUUUGGUGAAAGGAGCUAAGAAACUGGGCUUCGUGUUCACAGGCAGGACACCGUACUCAGUCAUCAUAGAAGCUAUGGGGCAGGAACAGACAUUUGGAAUCCUUAAUGUCCUGGAAUUUUCUAGCAACAGAAAGAGAAUGUCUGUAAUUGUUCGAACUCCUUCAGGACAACUCCGGCUCUAUUGUAAAGGGGCUGACAAUGUAAUUUUCAGUAGACUUUCAAAAGAUUCAAAAUACAUGGAUGAAACUUUAUGCCAUCUGGAAUAUUUUGCCACAGAAGGUUUGCGGACUCUCUGUUUGGCAUAUGCUGACCUCUCUGAGAGUGAUUAUGAGGAGUGGCUGAAAGUCUAUCAAGAAGCCAGCACUAUAUUGAAAGACAGAGCUCAGCAACUGGAGAAGUGUUAUGAGAUCAUUGAGAAGAAUUUACUUUUACUUGGAGCCACAGCCAUAGAAGAUCGCCUUCAAGCAGGUGUUCCAGAAACCAUAGCAAAUCUGCUGAAGGCAGGAAUUAAAAUAUGGGUGCUGACAGGAGACAAACAAGAAACUGCAAUCAAUAUAGGAUAUUCCUGCCGGUUGGUAUCCCAGAAUAUGGCCCUCAUCCAACUGAAGGAGGAUUCUUUGGAUGCAACAAGGGCAGCCAUUACUCAGCACUGCACGGACCUUGGAAAUUCUUUGGGCAAGGAGAACGACAUAGCUCUCAUCGUCGAUGGCCACACCCUCAAGUAUGCCCUCUCCUUUGAAGUCAGGAGGAGUUUCCUAGAUUUGGCGCUCUCUUGUAAAGCUGUCAUAUGCUGCAGAGUGUCUCCUCUGCAGAAAUCUGAGGUAGUAGACGUGGUCAAGAAGCGGGUGAAGGCCAUCACCCUCGCCAUCGGGGACGGUGCCAAUGAUGUUGGGAUGAUCCAGACAGCCCACGUGGGUGUGGGAAUCAGUGGGAAUGAAGGCAUGCAGGCAACCAACAACUCGGAUUAUGCCAUUGCACAGUUUUCCUACUUAGAGAAGCUCCUGUUGGUUCAUGGUGCCUGGAGCUACAACCGGGUCACAAAGUGCAUACUGUACUGCUUCUACAAGAACGUGGUCCUCUACAUUAUUGAGCUCUGGUUCGCCUUUGUAAAUGGAUUUUCUGGGCAGAUUUUAUUUGAACGUUGGUGCAUCGGCUUGUACAAUGUGAUUUUCACCGCAUUACCACCUUUCACUCUGGGAAUCUUUGAGAGAUCUUGCACUCAGGAGAGCAUGCUCAGGUUUCCACAGCUCUACAAAAUUACCCAGAAUGCUGAAGGCUUCAACACAAAGGUUUUCUGGGGUCACUGCAUCAACGCCUUGGUCCACUCCCUCAUCCUCUUCUGGUUUCCCAUGAAGGCGCUGGAGCACGACACUGCGUUGGCCAACGGUCAUGCCACAGACUAUUUAUUUGUUGGAAAUAUUGUUUACACGUAUGUUGUUGUCACUGUUUGUCUGAAAGCUGGUUUGGAGACUACAGCUUGGACUAAAUUCAGUCACCUGGCUGUCUGGGGGAGCAUGCUGAUCUGGCUGGUGUUUUUUGGCAUCUACUCAACCAUCUGGCCCACCAUUCCUAUUGCUCCCGAUAUGAAAGGACAGGCAGCUAUGGUUCUGAGCUCCGCACAGUUCUGGCUGGGAUUAUUUCUGGUUCCUACUGCAUGUUUGAUCGAAGAUGUGGCAUGGAGAGCGGUCAAGCAUACCUGUCAUAAAACAUUGCUGGAGGAGGUGCAGGAGCUGGAAACGAAGAUGGGAAAAGCAAUGCUUCGGGACAGUAAUGGAAAGAGGAUGAAUGAGCGAGACCACUUGUUAAAGAGGCUCAGCAAGAAGACCCCCCCGACUCUCUUCCGAGCAGGUUCCAUCCAGCAGAGUGUCCCACAUGGGUACGCCUUCUCCCAGGAAGAGCAUGGAGCUGUUACUCAGGAAGAAAUCGUUCGUGCUUAUGACACCACCAAAAAGAAAUCCAGGCGGAAAUGAGGCUGGAACGUAAGGAAGAACUCAGAGUCGCGUUUUCCUGAUUGAAGAGAUGCAGUUUGUUGUACCCAGUGUUAGCACAUCUUUGUCAGAAGAGACUGGUGUCAGCAGCCAAAAUACGAGAAAACACAUUUCUGUGGCCUUAGCCAGCCGGUUGGUUAGUUACGUGUUCCCGCGCAAACCCGGAUAGACACCGCGGGAAGCCAUUCUUCCCUCCACCUUGUCUGCAGUGCUUGGCCUAACUUUUGUUUACGUCGUUACGAAGCUUUCAGCUGUGCUCUGUGAGGUGUGAAAUUAAGAACGUUAUGUUUCACCGAUAUUUAAACUUCAGUACUAGUUGUUCCGGGAGCGAAGAUGAAAGGGUUUUAUGUUGCGUGAGAAGCCCCUCCCGGGCCGGGAGCCGGACACACUGGCUUCCGGUCCUUUUACCUCACAGAUCGAGUCCACGAGCGACAGCAUGGAGACUUCACCUUCGGCAGGUUACUGUCUUGCUUUGAUUCCUAUUAUGUUUGUAUGAAGUUGGCAUAAAUGUCUUGAUUACAAUGAAAUCACAAAUAUUAUGGUUUCCUAUAUACAUAUAAAUAUAUCUGGGUGGGAAACCUGAGACUGUUGGUGUGGACCUCCUAGCCACAUUCCCAGUGGGCAAACCUUCUGUGUUCCAACACCACCUUCUGGGCCCUCCCCACGGGGUCGGCCCAGGCCUCCCAGUGCCACCGGGUCUCUCAUCCUCACACCUUCUGCAUGGCUGGCCACUGUGCUCCGUGCAUGGUCACUGGUGGGCAUCAGCCCGAGCCCGCAUCCGGCCGUUCUCUACCGCAGAUACAGAUACAGACGCAAGAAGUCCCUUCUUCCUCCGCCCUCUUCCUCCUAUAACUAAAGGGAAAACGCAACCCUUCUGCAGACGUUCUAACGUUUACCUGCCUCUCUGUGGUGACAGGGAAGCCUGCAGGUCAGGACGGUGGAGGGGACCCUGCUAGCCAGGCUCCCAAUAUGCACGUCCCAGCCUUCAGGCCACGGGACUCUCAGCAUCCUCUUAACUUAGGUCUCACGCUUGUCUGCUUAGGAGUUGACAGCAUCUUUUGGAUUUUCAUUGUUAGAAAAUGAAUGAAUUUAGAGCAUGUCUCCCCAGGGAAGGAACACACCUGUCACUCUGUCGCUCUGGGACCAGAGAGGAUAUGCAAGCCCAGCUGAGAGAGAGGGCCCCUGAGUGUGGGAGGGAGGAUGACCAUGGAAGGAGAAAGCAACAAGCAAGACACAGACACAGGGAGGAGGGCCUAGAGGACACUUCCCACCACGUCAGAGCAGGAACUCUGAAAUCAAGUCCUGAAGCCCAGACAAAUGUCCUGAUCAGCCUAAUAUGUUCAGAAGGUUAAACAAGAUGUUGACAGGCAGUUUUAAUUGAAAAAAGUUCCAAACAUUUCAACAGGCUUUUUUAUAUCGAGAAGGCUUGCUUCCUUAUUCAGUCAGUGUUACCUACGGCAUGGCUCACAGUAGGCAGUGGCCUGAGUCUAAGAUAAGGAAGGAAGUCAUUGACUUUCCAAACUGCAGAGUCCCUUGUUCUAAAUUUGGACAGAACCUGGAUGCCUUCGGGCGGUCACGUGAGCACCUGGAGCCCUUAAUAAAGAACCAGCCUGGAGGCACGUUCUCUCCUCUCUGCUUUGGUUGCCAAACCAGAUUUUUGGAUAGCGUAACAUAAAUACUUGUGGGCAGCUGUUCCUGGCUGCGAUGACACGGUUCCUCUGGGAAUGGCUGUGCUAAAUUAGGAAAUAAAACAAUAGUGCACUUUGCUUCCGAACCCUUUAUUUUUAGAACAUCUACAUCUUACUGGGCAUUGAAAUAAUUAUGAUUUUCAUCAACUAAGAAAACUAAUCCCUCACUUAAGAGGUGACCAGGGUCCAGAGCUUGAGGGGAAGCAAGGCAGUGCAAUUAACAGGUGAGGCUCAGAAAAUUGCCACUUCUUCCUCCAAAGGUGAUGAAACUAAAUAUUAUAGCACCCAGCAAAGUGCAUCAUUGAAGGACUACCGCUACAGGGAGCAGGGGAGUCUAAUAAUUAACACAAAUCAAGGUGUAUGUCUUUGUUGCACACCCAUAAAGUUGAUGGUCUGAAUACAGAGGAAAAAUGAAAAUGAGAAUUGAAUGUGCAUCAGUCAUCCUGGCUAUUUGGUUUCAUUUAGAACUAAGUCUGUUUGGAAAGAGGCAACUCAAACUCAGUUCUUUGUCAAACACUUACUCUUUCUUGAUCUGAAAACCUUCUGAAUCAGAUUUGUGAAUUAGAAUGUGUGUGUGUGGUGUUUGGGGUUUUUUGUUUUUUACUUUAUCUUCCACAUUAAAUACAGUUCAAAUUUCUGAGAUUUAAGUAUAUUUUCUAUUUUAUUUUUUUGAGAAAUAGACUAAAGAGUCUUUGCAAUAAUGAAAUACGCACGCAGAGAUGUGAUGUGAUGCCUUUCUAUUUAUUCUCUUACGCAAUUAAGCUAUCUUGUAGCCAGAUGACUAAACUGGGUUUCUAGGAGGAGCAGCUGUCACUAUGUGUGAUGUAGAAUAUUUAGACAGGGCGGCUCUGGGGCUGUGUCAUUUGUCCUAUCUUUAAAUUGAGGUCAAAGUGUCACACACACAGCCCCUCCCCAGGGAGCAGGGUGGACUGGACUGAGUUGCAUACACUGGCUGUCAGCUCAGUGGAAAUGCCACAUGGGACUUGUCACUCUGCCACACGAUAAGUGACACGCAGGCUGGCAGGUCACCCUCGGUCAGCACAUGGGGCCUGUCUCUGGAUUGGGCUGAAGGGCAGAACCCAGGCAGGCUCAGCCUUAGUGUAGAGUUGCACAGACUGACUGCCGACUCUCCUUUGAGCUGUUGGCCCAUUCUGCUGACUCUGCAGAGGGAGACCAAUGGUUCGGAGUACUAGGUUCUGAAUUCAGCUCUACUCAGGCAUGGGCAGGCAAGGGUGACUGUGGAAACUAAACAAUGAAAAGAGAGGAGGAGCGAGCAGAGUAAACCAGCCAUGUCUACGUGGUUGUUGGGAUUAGCACUUCAUUGCUGAUCAGAACGGGCUUUGUAAUAAUUGGGAGAUAUAGCUGAUGAGCCUAUCCUGUCUCUAGGCAGAAUAUUCCAGGCCUCUUGACCAGCGGUACCUUCUCUCAUCUCCCACACAGGUGCAUAUGUGCGUGGCCCUUUCCUGGAUCAGUCCAGCACACAGGACCUGUGUUUGGAUAAAGGGGGUGCUGUUUCUUUAACACUCGUGGAGUAAUAUCCUAAAACGGGAGCUUGAGUUUCAGCAAAACAAGACUGAGAACUCUGUUGACAUUUCCUUUACCUUGACAAGGCUUCAGGACUUGCUGUAGGGAGCUGGCAGUGAAAAUCAGUAAUAACUUGUCAGGAAGCAGUGAAUAAUGAAAAAAAAAAAAAGUGAGUGUAGGUAACUAACAUCUGAAAAUGCAUAUCGUUGAAUAUAUUACCAACUUUAAGGUUGCAUUU
Molecule: messenger RNA, 7095 nt
Organism: Pipistrellus kuhlii (Kuhl's pipistrelle)
Lineage: Eukaryota; Metazoa; Chordata; Mammalia; Chiroptera; Vespertilionidae
Gene: ATP8A2
Product: ATPase phospholipid transporting 8A2
Exons: 37
Coding region: 106-3627 (1173 amino acids)
Biological process (GO): phospholipid translocation; neuron development
Cellular component (GO): plasma membrane
Molecular function (GO): ATPase-coupled intramembrane lipid carrier activity; ATP hydrolysis activity; magnesium ion binding
Source: RefSeq, a predicted model, not a curated record